Daktulosphaira vitifoliae (grape phylloxera) is the source of this 1430-nucleotide messenger RNA. Its product is annotated as mitochondrial inner membrane protein OXA1L-like. Gene Ontology annotation, biological process: protein insertion into mitochondrial inner membrane from matrix; mitochondrial respiratory chain complex IV assembly. Lineage: Eukaryota; Metazoa; Arthropoda; Insecta; Hemiptera; Phylloxeridae. The coding region runs from base 84 to 1304 and encodes 406 amino acids. The record is from RefSeq and is a predicted model, not a curated record. Gene Ontology annotation, molecular function: membrane insertase activity. Gene Ontology annotation, cellular component: mitochondrial inner membrane. The transcript has 9 exons.
CUAUUUAUCUAAUAAUGUAUUAGUUAUUAGAAAAACUUGAGUUUCCAAACAUUUAUUAAAAAUAUAAAAUUUAAGACUUCAUCAUGAAUAUGAAAUUUCUUAUUAAUUUAUUUCUUCGGCCUAAAAUUCAACCAAUAAAAAGCUUUCAUUCAUUUCAUAACUCAAAAUAUAUUUUUAUAAGUUCUACAAAAUUUAAAAGACUUACAGUUAAUAAUAAAUUGUAUGUAUGUGUUUUUUCUAUGCGAAACUUAAAUACAAAAAAUGAUAAGCCUAUUUAUAAUGAAAAUUUAACUGAAAAAUUUAUAUCUGAAGUUCCAGAAACACAAUUUGAACCCAUUGAUGUUUUAAAGAAUGUUUUAGAAGACGAAACUUUACAAAAUGUUGGAUUAGGUUCUUGGACUCCAGUUGGUUUAGUUCAAAAUGCAUUACAGUUCAUGCAUAUCACCUUUGAUAUACCUUGGUGGUUAACAAUAGUAGCAGGCACUACAAUUUUGCGUUUGUUAGUGUUUCCUUUAGUUAUUGCAUCUCAGCGACACUCUGUAAAAAUGAAUAAUAUUAUGCCACAAAUCCAAAGUUAUCAACGACAAAUAACGUAUUUUAGACUACAAGGAAAUCCUUAUGAAAUGACAAAAGCAUCAAAAGAUUUGAUGCAAUUAUUGCAAACACAUCAAGUUAAUCCAAUUAAGGGUAUGAUUUUACCUAUUAUACAGCUUCCUAUAUUUUUGAGUAUGUUUUUGGGACUAAGAGAAAUGGCAAUGCUUCCUCUUGAAAGUUUAGUGUGUGGAGGACUCUGGUGGUUUUCGGAUCUUACUAUACCUGAUCCUUAUUUUAUAAUGCCCUUUGUAACUGUGGUUACCCUUGGAACAACUCUAGAAUUUGGAAUUGAUGUAAGCAAAAUUACUUCAGGUGUUGUUUAUGGAAAAUAUGUGAAAUAUGGAUUAAGAGUAUUACCCCUCGCUGUAUUUCCAUUUAUUAUGAAUUUCCCUGGUGCUGUUUGUUUAUAUUGGGCAUCAACUAACUUUAUUUCUCUAUGUCAAGUAAUGUUCUUGAAAAUUCCUAAAGUCAGAAAAUAUUUUAACAUUGAUGAUGAUAUGAAAACUAAAGAAUCUGGAACAAAAAAUGGUGGUUUUGUUGAUGAUUUUAAAGAAUCCUGGAAAAACAUGAAAAUUAUUAAAGAAAUUGAAGAAAGAGAAUAUAUAAAUAAUAUGAAGCUUAAACAAAUAUCUAAAUCAUCACCUAUUAGCACAUUUAAAUAUGAUGCUUCUAUUGAAGGAGGCUUAAAAAAAGAAAAGCAGCGUAAAUAAUAUUAAUUUGUUAAUAUUUUUUAAGGUUAUAGAUUUAUUUAUACUGUACAUAAAUAGAGUAGUAAAAAGAAAAUUAUUUAAUAAAAAUGUUAAUUGAAUAUAUGAUUUACUAAUUCAUAAGUAAUA